ACAACCACUAUGAUAUUUGUUGACACAACUGUUUACUGUUUCGCACACAACGCAUUGAGACGUUGCUCGAAAAUGUAUUGAAAAUCAUUCCGAUAUUAAUUUACUUUUAUGUGUAGGAUGUGUAAUUUCAUUGUGUUUUGAAAAUGGUGAACUGUAAUUUUUUUCAAUCUUUUUUGCUCUUGUGCGCAGGAGUACAGCUUUGUAUAGGAUAUUUACCACAAAAGCACCUUCUUACAGUAUACUACGAGAGCAAGUGUCCGGACAGCAAGAAAUUUGUACUAGACCAGCUGCAACCAGCCAUCGAAUUGCUGCACAGAUAUGUCAAGCUCAGACUUAUACCGUUUGGAAAGUCGAGGAGUAUAAACUACGGCGACGAUGGUUUCGAAUGCCAGCACGGGCCGGAGGAGUGCCUCGGCAACAUGGUACAAGAGUGCGCGCUGAGGCAUAUGCGAGGCCACAGCGACGUACAACGCGUCACCUACGUCGUCUGUGAGAUGGCAUCAGAGUCCGGCGCUCGUGGCAGUCUAGCUUGUGUGAAGCACGCGGGGCUGUCAGUGAGCGAUGUGGAGCGCUGUGUGCUGGCGGGUGAGGGAGUGGCGCUACAGCUGGACUCCGAGUACCACACUGACAAGUUGAAGCCUAAGUUCAUACCCACAGUGACUAUCGACGGGAUAUUCAGUCAAGACUUUCAAGACGCUGCAAUGACUGAUCUUAUCGGAACUUUGUGUGCUACUCUCCGCGAGGUGGCGCCGUGUGCGCGAUAUUACAACAAUCGCGCCUGGCAAUAUAUCUUUUAUAAUUCUACCUGAAAU
This is a messenger RNA of Papilio machaon (common yellow swallowtail), 812 nucleotides long. RefSeq names its product GILT-like protein 1. The coding region runs from base 144 to 809 and encodes 221 amino acids. Gene Ontology annotation, molecular function: oxidoreductase activity, acting on a sulfur group of donors, disulfide as acceptor. The transcript has 5 exons. Lineage: Eukaryota; Metazoa; Arthropoda; Insecta; Lepidoptera; Papilionidae. The record is from RefSeq and is a predicted model, not a curated record.